Conger conger (European conger) is the source of this 3233-nucleotide messenger RNA. RefSeq names its product elongation of very long chain fatty acids protein 6-like. The record is from RefSeq and is a predicted model, not a curated record. Gene Ontology annotation, biological process: fatty acid elongation, monounsaturated fatty acid; sphingolipid biosynthetic process; fatty acid elongation, polyunsaturated fatty acid. Gene Ontology annotation, molecular function: fatty acid elongase activity. The transcript is spliced from 5 exons. The coding region runs from base 201 to 1001 and encodes 266 amino acids. NCBI's taxonomy places the organism in Eukaryota, Metazoa, Chordata, Actinopteri, Anguilliformes, Congridae. Gene Ontology annotation, cellular component: endoplasmic reticulum; endoplasmic reticulum membrane.
AGGUGGGCGGGGAACCUGUCUCCGCCCUGCGAUUCCAUUUCUCGGAGUGUGUGUCUGGCUAUAAGUACGCUACUGCCGAACUCGUGUCAUCACAUUCAAUAAAAUAAGUCUACAAGAGUAUUGAAACAGCGAGGGUCCGCAUCGAAGGAGAGAAGACCCGUAAGGACAAGCCUACUGGACCGGUACCAGUGGUGAUCAAAAUGAAUGAGACGGACCAUCAGCUAGUAGAAUAUGACUUUGAGCGGCGAUUUGACGAAAGAGUCGCAAUCGAAUGGAUGCAAGAAAAUUGGAGCAAGUCCUUCGUGUUCUGCGGCCUCUACGCUGCAGCCAUAUUUGGGGGCCAGCAUUUCAUGCGGGAGAGGCAGAAGUUGGACUUGCGUAAGCCCUUGGUGCUGUGGUCACUUGGCCUGGCGCUCUUCAGCAUCAUCGGGGCCCUGCGGACCGGCUGGUACAUGCUGCACAUCCUCAACACCAGCGGCUUCAAGCAGUCCGUGUGCGACCAGAGCUUCUACAGCGCCCCCGUCAGCAAGUUCUGGGCGUACGCCUUCGUCCUGAGCAAGGCCCCUGAGCUGGGCGACACGGUGUUCAUCGUGCUGCGGAAGCAGAGGCUGAUCUUCCUGCACUGGUACCACCACAUCACCGUCCUGCUCUACUCCUGGUACUCCUACAAGGACCGCGUGGCCGGCGGCGGCUGGUUCAUGACCAUGAACUACCUGGUGCACGCGCUCAUGUACAGCUACUACGCCCUGCGGGCGGCCGGCGUGCGAGUGCCCCGGCCCUACGCCAUGAUCAUCACCACCUCGCAGAUCGCCCAGAUGGCCAUGGGGCUGACCGUGAGCGGCUUGGUCUACCGGUGGAUGCAGGAGGGCCACUGCCCCUCCUACCUGGACAACAUCGUGUGGGCCUCCCUCAUGUACCUCAGCUACCUGCUGCUCUUCACCUCCUUCUUCUACCAGGCCUACCUCCGGGGCCCCCAGGCCAAGGGCCCCAAGGCGGAUUAGGGGCCCCCUCGGGUGUACCCUCCCGCCCCCCGGCCCUGUGCGCGAGGGAGGGGCCGUCCGUAACGUAGCGCACACUGACUUUUUUUGGUUUGAUUUACAGGUUCCUGCAACUGUAGCAAUCGGGCUUUGUGGGCGGAAUUUCUCCUGCCUUGUUUGUACAGGCAACCCAAAGGACUGUGUCGGUAAAAUGUACCAAGACAAAAAAAAAUUCAGUGCGAAAUUGAGCCAGGCAGGCACACGGGGGUUAGCACAGGUGAACGUGAUGGCGUGGUUGAUCAGGGGUUAUUCCGGAGGUUAAUGAGGGAGUUCAGUCCACCUCUCACUUGUGGGUAUGUUGCCACCGGCAACCUCGUUUUGACAGGAUGGUGCUUUUUUUUGUCGCCCUGUUUGCAUAGCAAGCGACGGGCUUUGUCGUGGUUUACAGGUGAACACACCAGUGGGUCUGGUUAAUGUAUGAAUGAGGGGAUUGCCGUGGCCAGUCUCGCACACGCCCUGGUGCUUUUUUUACAAAGGGAGCUUCUCUGCCAGGCCUCGGAUACAGCCUGACUGUAUCAGUUGUAGUAUCGGUUUCAUCCAAUCAGUUGGCUCGAUUCGAUUGCAGUUGUACAAUUGGUGCUGCACAAAAUGAAGGAUUUUCUUUCCCGUUUUAUCGCUGCACUUUAAUUAUUCCAUAAAGGCACAAUUUAUUUUUUUCCAUGUUGACUUCCUGCAGCGUAAAUGAGCACAAACACGUCUUUGUACGACACACUCUGUACCCACUGUACUGGAUUGUGAAGCCCCAUUAACUGCAAGUGAAUUGAAAGACUUGUGUCCCAUAUAUCAGUAUUAAGACUCUACACCCGCCAUGGCAGAAGCUUUUUGUUGUGGAGAUGAAGUGGCACAGUGCGAUGAUCUGACGCCUCUUCCACCGUGAUUUGCGUUUGCGUUUCGCAGGGAAUAAUGUGGAAGCGUUAAAUCCGGACCGAGUUUCCAUGCCGACCGGCCAAACCGCAUUCCUCUGAGAAAUGUGUAUGAAUCUGAACACGCCUGAGGAGCCAGUGACGCCUGGCCUCCAGUGACGCCGUGCCUCAACGCUGUCCUUUUCGCGCGCUGUUCGAUCUAGAACCUUCCCCCCCCUCUGCCCAGAGGGACUGCACAGUUGUUGCUGGUUAUGUAAAGCUGAGUUAGACGGGCCUGGCGAAUAAGGAGGGGCUAUGGGAGGGUGAAUGAGCUGUCGUUUGGUGUCUGUAUUGCAUAUCUUUCUGUAGUCUUAUCUCUUCGGUGGGGAUAUCUGUGGGUGGAAGGAGAGUGAUAAAUGAAUGAAUGUAUUUGUAUUUGAUGGCAAGACUACUCCAGAAAUGGUCCAAUUGCUUGUGAUAAGUCGUCCUUGAUCUUAUGUGCAGUUUGUCUUUUUUUAAAAAAAAAACAUUGUUCAGUGUGUAUGUGUUCCAAUGCGAUUGACCGUAGCCGUGUAUUUUUGUGUAUCAGGACUGGUGUUAAGGUGUGGGGCUCACCAAUGCUGGUGUGAAAAGUAGGUUUACUUUCCACUGACGAGGCUCCUAGCGUCGUUCAUAGAAAAAUAAAUUGUGUAUUUAUUUUAAUUAUUUUAUGUAAUGUCCCCAUUGGUGUGUGAACACUGAACAGGAUUGUGGUGGAGUGCUGCUGCUAUAACCAAAUCAGAACUAUAGUAUUUGGCAAACGCCGUCCAAUCAGCAGAGGCGAUGAGACGAGGAAGACGGUGUCUCUAGCCAGAUUGAUCCGUCCCAUCAACGGUCAGUGCUGGUGUGUUGCAUCAUGGUGUUUAUAGUCUUCUCGAUGCUACGUUCAGGUAUGCCAAGACGGCUCGUAAAAAGCACACCUUAAUUUUCCUUCGGCUUAGAGACCGCAUUGUUGGAGUUUCUCAACCACUGCCUACGAACUGAAUUUGCACCCGACUCGCACUUAUGUACUCCACCGGUGACAUUCAGGGGAAAAGUUUAAAUGCUGAGUUUAAGUUUGUGCCAAGUGAUGCCAAGCAUUUCUCCUCUCUGUCUUCAGGGUAAAUGCUGCGGAUAGCACCUUGCUGUUUUACUCAUGUGUAGCCAAGUCUUCGCCACUUUAGAGCAAUGACACAUGCCCAGGCAUUUCUCAGUGAACCUGAUGUCUCAUAUGGUCGCCUUUGCAAUCGUAUUGGUGUUGAAUGUAACAUAAGAAGGGCUUUUAUGUUUUAAAUGUUAUUCAAAUGUUAAAAAAAUAAAAAAUUGGACAAUCUUA